AUGAAAGGUAAAUUUGGAUUGGAUAUUGCUCACUAUGUUUCUCUCCCUUCAUUUGCAGAAGAUGCUUUAUAUAAAACUACAGGACAAGAGAUUGAGCUAUUUACUGAUGAUAAUAUGUACCUCUUCUGUGAGAAAGGUAUCAGAGGAGGUAUUUCAAUGAUAACACCAGAUGAAACUCCAGACCUUUUUAAUAAAAUUACCAAAUGGGAUAUCCCUGAUAAUGCAGAAAAAGGCUAUAUUUUGGAAGUUGAUCUUGACUAUCCAUAUAAUUUACACAAAGCUCAUACUUCAUAUCCUUUAGCUCCUGAAAAUAUCAAUAUUUCUAAAGAGGAAAUGAGUAAGUGUGGACAAGAGGUUAUUAAUAAUUUAAAACAUUAUACAAAGACUAAGAAACUCGUUCCAAAUCUCAAUAAUAAGAAAAAUGAUUAUAAGCCGGAACAUCCUAUAUACGAAGCUCUCGGAAAAGAAAAGAUUAUUUUGAAUAAAAAAGUUCUUGGUAAGUUUAAGGAUGAAAGUUGCGAUACUGCUAUGUGGAAAUUUUGUAGACCAAGACCUAAGCUCUAUAGUUAUAUUCUUGCUAAUGAAAAAACAGAUCGAAGAGCUAAAGGGGUACAAAAGGUAGUAGUCAAAAAGAACUUUACUCAUAAUAUGUAUAAAGAUUGUUUAAAAUCUCGAAAAGAAUAUAUGGUAACAAUGCAUAGAUUAGGAAGUAAAGACCAUAUUAUUAGACUUCUUCAUUCAUCUUAA
Molecule: messenger RNA, 747 nt
Organism: Dentiscutata erythropus
Lineage: Eukaryota; Fungi; Glomeromycota; Glomeromycetes; Diversisporales; Gigasporaceae
Source: the annotation of a GenBank genome assembly